AAACAGUACUAACAUUUUAUUUAAAUUCUGAUUUCUUAAUGUCCUCACACAUCUCAUCUUGUAAUUUAAUUUAUUUGUCUGCAGCGGUUAAGUAAAAAGUGACAACUGUAAUAUUGUUCUAUUCUGCUUUCUCUGUCUUGUGUUUAAUUUCCUUUAGAUUUUCGAUUUAUUAAUAAUGGCUCUGAACUACAGUUCCAUCGACGAUAACGAUGCUUUUUCGUUCAGGAAUCUUGAAAGAAAUGCAAAACUUGAAAAAUUGGGGCUCAAAAUGCCGAGUUUCCGUAAAACUGGUACUACAAUUGUGGGAGUAACUACUCGUGAUUGUGUUAUUUUGGCUGCGGAUACACGUGCUACAUCAGACACAAUAGUUAUGGAAAAAAAUUGUGAAAAAAUCCAUUAUAUUGGAAAAUACAUGCAUUGCUGUGGUGCCGGUACAGCAGCUGACACGAUGCAAGUUACUCGCAUGGUAUCUGCCAACGUUUCUUUGCAAGCAUUUAAGUUUCCUGAUGAAAUGGUUCCUGUUGCAUUUGCUGCUAGGUCACUUCGUCAGUAUCUCUUCAAGUACAUGGGAUAUGUUUCAGCCGCUUUAAUUUUAGGUGGCAUUGAUAACAGUGGUGCACAUUUAUACUCAAUUUAUCCUCAUGGUUCAAUUGAUAAAUUACCUUACAUAUCUAUGGGAUCAGGAAGUAUGGCAGCCAUCUCAGAACUUGAAAGCCGCUGGAAUGAAAAUCUAACAGAAGAAGAAGGAAUGAAACUUGCAUGCGAUGCUAUUUUGGGUGGUGUUUUUAAUGAUCUUGGUUCUGGAAGUAAUGUAGACCUUUGUGUCAUAAAAAAAGAUGGGACUCGUAUGCUCAGGAACUAUCUGACACCCAACAAAAAACCAGCCACUGCCAAAUAUGUCUAUCCAGCUGGUUUGACCAAGGUUUUACGUAAAAGUGAAAUAAAAUUCCAAAUUGCAGAGGAAACUGUCAUGGAAGUUGAUGCUUAAAAUUUUCAUUACU
Myzus persicae (green peach aphid) is the source of this 1001-nucleotide messenger RNA. RefSeq names its product proteasome subunit beta type-7-like. The transcript has 6 exons. The coding region runs from base 176 to 988 and encodes 270 amino acids. Gene Ontology annotation, cellular component: proteasome core complex. The record is from RefSeq and is a predicted model, not a curated record. NCBI's taxonomy places the organism in Eukaryota, Metazoa, Arthropoda, Insecta, Hemiptera, Aphididae.